AUGCAGUCUCCUCGCGCGAGCUGGCUACUCGCUGCCUGUAUAUGGAACAUCAUUAGUGCUACAAACACUAGUGUACUGGAGGUGGACCUCAUUUUCCCGCGAAACUCGACAUAUGCGCCCACAAACGACUUCCCCGUUGUUUUUGCUUUCCAGAAUGCCCAGCGAGCGCGAUAUUUGAACCCAUCGAUUCAGUAUUUGAUGUGGAACUUGCAGACUGACCAUACAUCCUUCACGCUAUCUCAUGAUCUCGGCUGGAAGAUUUGGACCGAAGAGACCUAUCUCGCGCACGAGGUUAUGAGCUUCCCGAGCGAGGAGGGUCACUAUAAAGUCAGCUGGUCCAUGACCUGGGACAGUUGCGACGAAGAAUCUUUCGAGAACCCAGAUCGCAUACCAAGAAUGGACCAUAAUAAAACUACCUGGGCAACCUAUUUCUCCAUCGACAAUUCCGCCCCCCAAGUGGAUCUUGUUGCUGCCACAGCCAACGAGAUGUGCACAAAUGAAUAUGGCAUGAUAAUCAAUGUAUCUGACAAAACUUUGAAGGUCCCUUCGAGCGUGGAGUGGUCUGCCAAGGCCUGGAACAAUAAUACCUGCGCGGUGAUGGCCAACUCUACUUCUACAUCUACGCCGGAUCCUUGCCGGGUUCAUAUCGACAAAGCUGCUGCUGAAAGCAUCCAUGCCUCCGUCACAGCUCGUGUAUGCAGCGGCAUUGACCCGCCAGAGUAUUGCGAAAAGAAUGCCGCGACACAGUUGGCUGUUGCUGGAGUUUCCUGCUUAUUAGCUGCAGUUGGGGCGUUAGGCUUCUUUCUCGCCUAA
This is a messenger RNA of Penicillium pulvis, 813 nucleotides long. RefSeq lists its product as uncharacterized. The coding region runs from base 1 to 813 and encodes 270 amino acids. The transcript has a single exon. Lineage: Eukaryota; Fungi; Ascomycota; Eurotiomycetes; Eurotiales; Aspergillaceae. The record is from RefSeq and is a predicted model, not a curated record.